Gongylonema pulchrum is the source of this 225-nucleotide messenger RNA. NCBI's taxonomy places the organism in Eukaryota, Metazoa, Nematoda, Chromadorea, Rhabditida, Gongylonematidae. The record is from the annotation of a GenBank genome assembly.
AUGCUCUCUUUCAGAGAAUCGGAUAGUCCAACAUCAUUAAUCAAAAGUAGCACACCCGAUCCACUGACAGAAGAUUACGACGAGCGAAGCUGGUUCGGCGAAAGUGGCGUGCCAGAUUCGGCACGUGACCCGAUCUCGCAAGCUCUCGCUCUGCUCGGCAAACCUCAAACGAUGGGCAACCUGGAAGCCCUCAUCAGGUACCACAGCUUUUCUGUUCACUUGUGA